Megalobrama amblycephala (Wuchang bream) is the source of this 3500-nucleotide messenger RNA. It is a transcript of the gene arhgap11a, whose product is annotated as Rho GTPase activating protein 11A. The coding region runs from base 738 to 3266 and encodes 842 amino acids. Lineage: Eukaryota; Metazoa; Chordata; Actinopteri; Cypriniformes; Xenocyprididae. The transcript is spliced from 12 exons. Gene Ontology annotation, biological process: signal transduction. The record is from RefSeq and is a predicted model, not a curated record.
GGAAUACACAAAUAUAACAUCCUAGAAUGCUGUCUAGAUCACUGAUUAUUACUGAAAUAGUCUGCAACCGGAUCUCUGCGUGUUUUAUUAUUAAAGGUGCAAUAUGUAAGAUUUUUGCAGUAAAAUAUCCAAAAACACCCGCAUCUUUAAUAAUGUUCAAUAUAUUAAUGUUUUUCUACCUGGCCACAGUUUUUCAUUUGAGAAUCUAUCCACCUUAUUCCUGACUAGCUUAAUGCGUUUCGAAUUAUGGGUUGCACUUCCGGUUUGGGGAACUUCCAUUUAAAAAGACUGAAAGUCGUGUCAAAUCAUAAGGUUGCCCUACAAAUAAAGCUUGACUUCAGUUUGACUGAAUGAGCUGUCAAUGUUUCUUUCUUGUUUUAUUUUUUAGACAUCAUGAGAAUAACAUAACGCUUGGUAUUUUUUUUAAACGUAGCAUGUAAAGACAAAUGAUUGAUCAACUUCCUGUUCACGUGGUUCACUGUAAUAAAGAGCUGAAUCAACACAUUUUGAACACAAAAAUGUGAUCCUAAGAGAAUGAAAGUGUAUUGUUGCAGUAACACAUGACCGUAUUCUAGGUAGUCAUUAAGAGUUGAUUGUGGUCUCGUGAUGUUUGGCUCCUCUGGGAACAACUUCUUCAGGUGAGGGUGUUUGGGGUUGCGCUGGAAGGUCUGCCACACUGUCAUGUGUUAGACUACGGAGACGUACCCUGCUUUGUCGUGGAUGCCUGUACGAGCCUCAUGGAUCAUUUGGACACAGAGGGCCUCUUCAGGAAGUCCGGCUCAGUGGUGCGGGUCAAGAGCCUCAGGGCCAAACUGGACCAGGGCGAGGACUGUCUGCCCACUGCUCUCCCGCUGGACAUCGCUGGACUCCUCAAACAGUUUUUCAGGGAGCUUCCUGAGCCGGUUCUGUCCGUAGACCUGCACAGUGCUUUCCUGAAGGCCCAGGAGCUGCCCACGGAGGAGGAGAGGACCUCGGCCACAGUCCUGCUGUCCUGCGUGCUGCCCGACAGGAACUUAAACACGCUGCGUUACUUCUUCAGUUUCCUGAAGACCGUCUCUCAGCGAUGCGCUGAGAAUAAGAUGGACAGCAGUAAUCUCUCGGUCAUCUUCGCGCCGAAUCUCUUUCACUGUGGAGACGGAGGAGAAAAAAUGAGCAGCAGCACAGAGAAGAGACUCAAGCAUCAGGCGGCGGCGGUGCAGAGUCUCAUCGAUAACGCUCAACAGCUGGGUGUGGUUCCUCAGUUCCUGAUGGAGAAGGUUCCGGCCAUGUUGGGAUGUGAUGUUUCCGUGUUUUCUCCAUCUUCUGUGUCUCUAGAGGAGAACAACACUCACUCAGACCUGAAGAAAAGCAACAGACGCAGUUUAGGAGAUGUGGUAAAUGGAGCUCUGAAUAGGUUUAAAACAGGUAGAACCCCAACAAACACCCCUCAGUCUGAUGGAGCAGUUUUCUCCAUGGCCACUCCCGUCAUCAUUACUCCGAACUCCAAGCGUAAACUCCCGCAGGAGUCGGCACACACUCACGGCUUCUCCAACAAGAAGCGCAGGUCUAUCAAGAAGAACCUCGGCCUGGAGCUGUUCCCAAACGCUUUGUUUGGAGGAUCAUCUACACCUGGAUCAGCUCACAGUGCGGCGGGAGCUCUGGACUCGUCUCACAACGGUUUACUGUCUUCUGUGGGCAGAAACUCUCGUCUGUCCAGCAGUUCUGCCCGGAGGAAGAGCAGACGACUGAGAGACCGCAGCGUGAGCAGAGUCGAAUCGGGGAAGGCAGGCUGUUUCUCUCCCAGAGUCGCCAAGAAAGAGCCAGUGAGGAAAUCUCUCCGUCUGCGCUUCAGUCUGGGCAAAUCCAGCCGCGAGUCUAACAUCAUUACACAUUCACAACUGGGGCCAAAGAGGUCAGAGGUCAUAGGUUGGCGCCUAGCAACACAAGAGAGCUGUACUGGUUUUCACUUCACCAAGGAGUUUAAUCUGGCUGUUUUGAACAAGAGCCCCUCGAAAGGCUCCAAGUUCAUCAGUAAAUCCGAGGAUAACCUGUUGACCCCGCAGUGUGACUCAACGGACCUUAGGAGCGCGUGGAGCGGAGACACUCCUGAUGUUGGCCUGAAUUUCCCAACAGAUUCAUUCUCCGAGACGCCCGUGAGCAGCUGUCGCUCUGAGCCCGCGCUCGACGUGUGCAAACCUCCGAUGAUCAGCGGUAUUCCCAAGAUCCUCUGUGACGGCUUGGAUUCGUUCAGUGAAGAGCGCUCUAACGCUGGACCCACGCUACUGAAGAUCAAACAAGCUUUCGGCGAGUCUGGCAGUGACCUUCACAGCAUCAUCAAACACGACAAACCACUUGGUUCAAACUCUGAAGCGGGUUCUUCUGAUGUGGCUUUGCCCUUGGAAACCGCACACAAAUCAAUGUCCGAAUCUGAGCACAAUGUGACAUUUGGACAAAUCGAGAUUGCUCCUUUGUCGCCUCUACAUAUAGACAGCGCUCUGUUUGACAGUGGACCGACACGGUUUGGGGAGACCAGUCUUAAUGAGUCUCUUUGGCUUGAAAAUGAAAGCAGAGAUUUCCUAAAAGAGGCCACUGGAUGUUCUGCAGACUGCAGUCAAUUGAUUGACGCUUUGGAUAUCCAAAGUCCUGUGGCUUUCCGACUGGACACUUCCAGUAGGGUCCAAUCAACUCCAUAUGCAGCAAAAACGCAAACGAAUGCCAAUGUGUCCCUAUCGAGGGAGCUCAAAGAGUCAUUAUUGGUAAAUAAGAGCGAAGCAGACGACCAUCCUAAUGCCAUUGAAGCACGCCGAAUGAAAGUUGCCGAGCAGAUUAAACUGUUCAACAUGAUGACGCUGAAUUCUCCCAAACCCAAAGUGGUCCGAUCUCCUCUGAAGUUCCAGCGGACGCCGGUCCGACAGUCCGUAAGGAGGUUAAACUCUUUGGUUGGAAGCCGGAAGGACGUCAGGAUGGGUUGGUGUGCCGCCAGUCCGAUGAAGGCUGUGAGUUUAGAGAGCGCUUUGCAUUCAAUCCAACAGCCAACGUUUGCAAAACCCAAACCUCCAGUUCCUCCCAAGAAUCCAGUCAAAAAUGGUGCGUUGGAAGACGUCACCAAUAAGGCACCAAAGACGAAAUGCAACACGCUCUCAGCCGAUAAGAAUGCCGCGGAUGAACAUUCAAAGUCUGUCCUGCUUCAAGUGUCUGAAAACAAUACCAAUCGCUAUAGAGGUUCACCCAAAAACCCUCUCGCGGAGGUAAAACUGAUGUCGGCGUUGAAACCCAUUGAUCUGUGAGACUGCGUAACCUUAAACACUUUCUGCAGACGUAUAUAUUCAGGGGUCUUAAUUUAUUAUGCUAGAGUGAGUUUGAUCGGUGAAUGGUGCGGUCAAAGUUUUUACAGAAGGAAAUUGUUAAAGGAUUAGUUCACUUUCAAAUAAAAUUUUCCUGGUAAUUUACUCACCCCCAUGUCAUCCAAGAUGUUCAUGUCUUUCUUUCUUCAGUUUUUGAUGAAAACAUUCCAGGAUUAU